AUGACUUCCAAUAUAUUCAAAACAGACUUGAAUAUUUUAGUUUUAGGUAAUGGUGGUAGAGAACAUGCUUUGGUUUGGAAGCUAGCGGAAUCCGAUUCUGUUUCCAAAAUAUAUGUGUGUCCAGGUAAUGGUGGUACUGCAUCCAUGAAGAACGAUAAAAUUAUAAAUGUGCCACAAUUAAAUCCAUCUCCAAACAACUUUUCAAAAUUAGCUGAUUUUGCACUUGAAAAAAAAAUUGACUUUGUUGUUCCAGGCCCAGAACAGCCUUUAGUUGAUGGUAUUUUCAAAAUUUUCUACAAGAUCGGUAUUCCAGUGUUUGGUCCAAGUGCUGAAGCUGCCAGGUUUGAAGGUUCUAAGACAUUCUCCAAAGAUUUUAUGUCUAAACACAACAUUCCUACUGCUCGCUAUGCAAAUUUUACCUCUUAUGAAAAGGCUGCCAAAUACUUGGAUAGUGUUGAUUAUAACAUAGUUUUGAAAGCAGAUGGUAUUGCUGGUGGUAAGGGUGUUUUAAUUCCGGAAACUAAACAACAAGCACACAAGGAUUUGAAAACCAUUAUGGUUGAGAAGCAAUUUGGUGACGCCGGUGAUGCUGUUGUUAUCGAAGAAUUUUUAGAAGGUGAUGAAAUCUCUAUUUUGACUAUUUCAGAUGGUUACUCGUAUUUUAAUUUACCAGCUGCUCAGGACCACAAGAGAAUUGGUGAAAACGAUACUGGUUUAAACACUGGUGGUAUGGGUGCUUAUGCACCAGCUCCUGUUGCUACUCCAAAAAUAUUGAGGGAGAUUAAUUCCACAAUUAUUAAGCCAUCUAUCGAUGGUAUGAGAAAAGAUGGGGUUCCAUUUGUGGGUGUUUUAUUUACCGGUAUUAUUUUGACCGAAAAUGGUCCCAAAGUUUUGGAGUAUAAUGUUAGAUUUGGUGAUCCAGAAACCGAAACUGUUUUGCCUUUAUUGAGUGAUUCUACAGAUUUAGCCCAAGUUUUCUUGGCUGCUGUUGAGCAUAGAUUAGAUUCUGUUGAAAUUAAUAUCAAGCCAAACACUUUUGCCACAACAGUUAUUAUUGCUGCUGGUGGAUAUCCGGAAAGCUAUAAAAAAGGGGAUAAAAUAACCAUUGGUAAAAUACCGGACAACACUUUUGUUUUCCAAGCUGGGACCAAAUUAGACUCCAAGAGCAACGAACUGGUUACUAAUGGGGGUAGAGUUAUUGCUGUAACCUCGACUGGCUCGACUAUUAGAGAAGCAUUGGAUACCGUUUAUGCCGGUGUUGAUCAAAUUAAUUUUGCCAAUAAGUAUUUCAGAAGAGACAUAGCCCACAAGGCUUUUAAAAAUGCAGUCAAAGAGUCUAUUACCUAUGCCGCUGCUGGUGUUUCUGUUGAUAACGGUAAUUUAUUGGUUCAAAAGAUUAAAGAUAAAGUCAAGUCUACCAGAAGACCAGGUGCUGAUUCCGAUAUUGGCGGGUUUGGCGGUGUUUUUGAUUUGAAGGCUGCUGGUUACCAAACGGACGAUACGCUCUUAGUUGCUGCCACUGAUGGUGUUGGUACGAAAUUAAGAAUUGCACAAGAAACUGGCAUUCACAAUACAGUUGGUAUUGAUUUGGUUGCAAUGAACGUCAAUGAUUUAGUUGUUCAAGGUGCUGAGCCAUUGUUAUUUUUAGAUUAUUUUGCUACUGGCAGUUUAGAUAUUAAAGUUGCUUCGGAGUUUGUUUCUGGUGUUGCAGAUGGUUGUAUUCAAGCCGGCUGCGCUUUAGUUGGUGGGGAAACUUCUGAAAUGCCAGGGAUGUAUGCACCUGGACAUUAUGAUACUAAUGGUACCGCUGUCGGUGCUGUUCACAAAGAUAAGGUUUUGCCACAGAUAGACGCUAUGUCUGCAGGCGAUAUUCUACUAGGAUUAUCCUCUGAUGGUGUUCAUUCAAACGGGUUUUCCUUAGUUAGAAAGAUCAUUGAACACACUGGUGUGGCAUGGAACGAGACAUGUCCAUGGGAUUCAUCAAAAACUGUGGGUGAGGCUAUUUUGAUUCCAACUAGGAUUUACGUCAAACAGUUAUUACCAUCUAUAAGGGAAGAUUUAUUAUUGGGGUUGGCUCAUAUUACUGGUGGUGGGUUAGUUGAAAACAUACCACGUGCCUUGCCAAAGCAUUUACAAGCCCGUGUUGACAUUUCUGCCUGGAAAAUACCAGAAGUUUUCAAGUGGUUUGGUAGAGCUGGUAAUGUUCCAGUUGAUGAUAUUUUAAAAACAUUUAAUAUGGGUGUUGGUAUGGUUUUAAUUGUUAAGAAAGAAAACGUUGAACGUGUUGAACAAUUACUAAAAGAAGAAAAUGAGAUUUUCUACAAUAUUGGUUAUUUAGUUGAAAAGAAGAAUGCAAAUGAACCUGGUUGUGUUGUUGAAAAUGCUACCAAUCUAUAUUAA
Messenger RNA from Saccharomycodes ludwigii, 2400 nucleotides. It is a transcript of the gene ADE57, whose product is annotated as bifunctional aminoimidazole ribotide synthase/glycinamide ribotide synthase. The record is from RefSeq and is a predicted model, not a curated record. NCBI's taxonomy places the organism in Eukaryota, Fungi, Ascomycota, Saccharomycetes, Saccharomycodales, Saccharomycodaceae. Gene Ontology annotation, biological process: adenine biosynthetic process; 'de novo' IMP biosynthetic process. Gene Ontology annotation, molecular function: ATP binding; phosphoribosylamine-glycine ligase activity; phosphoribosylformylglycinamidine cyclo-ligase activity. The transcript has a single exon. The coding region runs from base 1 to 2400 and encodes 799 amino acids. Gene Ontology annotation, cellular component: cytosol.